Messenger RNA from Amphiprion ocellaris (clown anemonefish), 998 nucleotides. RefSeq names its product mitochondrial ribosomal protein L48 (gene mrpl48). Gene Ontology annotation, cellular component: mitochondrial ribosome. NCBI's taxonomy places the organism in Eukaryota, Metazoa, Chordata, Actinopteri, Pomacentridae. The transcript has 8 exons. The record is from RefSeq and is a predicted model, not a curated record. The coding region runs from base 181 to 819 and encodes 212 amino acids.
GGACGGACGCUAUUGAUGACGGACCGGUUUCCAGGGAGCUCUUCCGGGGUCAACAGACGCAGUUGGUGCACACGUUUUGGACGCUGUUUAUUUGUGUUCCGUGCUGUUUAGUUACUGAAUCUCCUUUCGACGUUCACGGUGUGUGUUUUUCGGUGGACUCGGACAGAGAGCGGCUGAGUUAUGAACCCGGUCCUCCGGAAGUUGCAGGUGUCCAUCACACAACAGGUGCUGGUGUUAAAUCAAGCAUUUACAUCAUGCAGGGCCACACCGUCCAUCCGGCAUCCUAUUUGGUGCACGGCUUCUGCAAAUGAAAGACAGUACAGAAGCAUGCCAACCCACGGGAUUGGAAGGUGGAGGUAUCUUUUACCUAAACAAGCGCCAAAGAAGAGGAGAGAAAAACAGCCGAUGAAGCCCAUCCUCGCUGCCACCGACACAGCAUACGGGUCUCUGAAUGUGAAACUGUCAGGUUACGACAUGACGCUGGUGGAACAUUACACCCAGUACAUCCACAACCUCUGCAACCGGCUCGGCAUCAGAGUGGCAGAAAGCUACGCUUUGCCAACAAAGUCCACAGAGGUCAUGCUGAUGCAGGAGAAAGGCACCAAGAUGUACGUUGAUGCCGUCUUAAAGACUCAUGAGAGAGUUGUCCAGGUGAACAGUCUCAACGCUGCACUGUGUCCCGUCUUCAUGGAAGUUCUGCUGAAGAAUCAACCAGAGGGAGUCCAGCUGUCUGUGAAGGAGCACACCGAGGCUGAUUACCAUUCACGGUUCAAGGCACGUCCAGAGCUGGAGGGGCUCAUGGCUCAGAUCAACCAAUAGGACCUUUUCAAGUGUCACUCUCAUUUCCAAAACCGUACAUGACACCGACUUUCCACCUCAUUAGCAAGAAAUACCAGUUUGAAUUUAUUUAUUGCCUGAAAAAUGACUGUAUCCAUUUGUAUCUGACAUUUCUUUUGUGACCUUUGGAAAAUAAAACACAACCUGUUUUCCCCAUCUAA